Molecule: messenger RNA, 5313 nt
Organism: Uranotaenia lowii
Lineage: Eukaryota; Metazoa; Arthropoda; Insecta; Diptera; Culicidae
Exons: 1
Coding region: 1-5313 (1770 amino acids)
Biological process (GO): DNA integration
Molecular function (GO): nucleic acid binding
Source: RefSeq, a predicted model, not a curated record
AUGCCUACGGUCAAAGCUGUUAAGGAUUCGAAGAAUCCUUCGUUGAAGUAUUUAAUAGUCAAAUUAAAAGAGAUCCAGUCGUCCUUUUCUGAUGUGUGGGAAUUUGUGGAAACGUUUCAAGAGGAUGCUACUCAUGCGCAGAUUUCGGUUCGACUUUCAGCGAUUGAUGAUUUAUGGGAAAGGUUUGGUGAAGUGUUAAUUGAUAUAAAAUCACAUGAAGAUUUUGGAGCGGAUGUAGAACUUUAUGAUAAGGAGCGAAAAGAGCUCAGUGACCGGUAUUACUUUGCAAAAUCGUUUCUGAUGGAUAAGGCUAAGGCUCGUUUGGAGUUUUCUGAUUUUGAUCAAUCCGUUCGUGCAGGCGAAACUAAUAAUCGCGGUGGUUUCGAUCACGUUAGGCUGCCACAGAUCAAACUGCAGUCUUUCAAUGGAAAUAUUGACGAAUGGCUUGGGUUUCGCGAUCUCUACAUCUCACUUAUCCAUUGUAAACCUGAUUUGCCAGAGGUAGAAAAAUUCCACUACUUGAAAGGUUGUCUCCAAGGUGAACCAAAAUCGUUGAUUGAUCCUCUACAAAUCACAAGAGCUAAUUACGUAGUUGCAUGGGAUAUUCUUUUAAAGCGGUACAACAACAGCAAACAACUGAAAAAGAGGCAGGUACAAUCGCUUUUCAAGUUGUCUUCGGUGAGCAAAGAGUCCGUUAAUGAUCUUCUUCAACUAUUAGAAGGGUUCGAGAGAAUAGUUAACACUUUGGAUCAGGUAUUAGAAGCAAAGGAUUACAAGGAUCUUCUUUUGGUGAACUAUCUCGUGUCUCUCCUUGAUCCAGUAACUCGUAGAAGUUGGGAAGAAGAAUCCGCCUCCAAGGAAGAAGAUACUUUAUCCGAUUUAACAGAUUUUCUGCACAGGCGGGUUCGAGUUUUGGAAGCUCUUCCACCAAGGUUGAAUGAUACUAAGGGUGCACCUCCACAAAUGUCAACUAAACAGAGAGUCAGUGUCAGAACAUUUCAUAAUAAUGUGAAUAUGAAUGGGUCUAAAUGUUUUGCUUGUAAUGGUCAGCAUCCCUUGCAUCAGUGUCAGAAAUUUUUGAAAUUGUCUGUGUCAGAAAGGGAUUCGGUUUUGAGAAAUCACUCUUUAUGUCGGAACUGUUUCAGAACAUCUCAUAUGGCUCGAGAUUGUCAGUCAAAGUUUUCGUGUCGGAAUUGUGGAGGUCGCCAUCAUACUCUGGUGUGUUUUAAGGGUAAAAACGGAGAAAUUUCGGAAUCUUCAAGGUCAGGUGAAACCAAUGGCACUUCUAAGAGAGGAGAAACAUCUUGUCAGGUUUCUAACACAGCUUUAUCAUCAUGCGUGACAUCGGGUGUCGGGCGCAAGGCUAAUUGUCGGGUUCUUUUAGCAACUGCCGUGGUUCUCUUAGAAGAUGAAAUGGGAAAUAGAUAUCCAGCUCGAGCGCUGCUCGAUUCGGGAUCAGAAAGCAAUUUCAUGUCGGAAAGAUUGAGUCAGCGUUUGAAGAUGAGUCGGAAAAGGGUAGAUGUUGCGAUACUUGGUAUUGGUCGGACAUCUACCAGGGUUAAACACAAGGUUCAAGCAGUGGUGCGAUCAAGGGUGAACAGUUACGUUAAGGAAAUGGAAUUCCUGGUUCUACCCAAGGUAACGGUCGAUCUGCCAACUGCUACGGUUUCAACGGAUGAAUGGUCAUUCCCAAAUGGUAUUGAGUUAGCGGAUCCAUCAUUUUUUGAGUCGAAGGUGGUGGAUUUGGUGUUAGGUAUUGAGUCGUUCUUUGACUUCUUCGAAACGGGAAAACGGAUUUCCAUCGGAGACCAAUUGCCUACACUAACAGAGUCAGUUUUCGGUUGGGUUGUUUCUGGAGGUUUAUCGCAAGAGACUUCAGCACGGAUUGUUUGCACUGUUUCAACGACAGAGUCUCUUGAUACUCUUGUCGCUCGGUUCUGGGCUUGUGAGGAGCUAGGUUCGGAAAACCUUUACUCACGAGAGGAAAAGCGUUGCGAGGAAAUUUUCCAGAAAACGGUACAGAGAGACGGCGAUGGAAGGUACACAGUCUCUCUUCCUAAGAACGAAGAGGUUUUCCCCAACUUAGGCGAUUCGAGGGAAAUAGCCUUACGGCGCUUGGGCGCAACCGAGCGCAGACUAGCUAGGAGUCCGGAAUUGCGUGAGCUAUAUACCAAGUUCAUGGACGAAUAUAUACAGCUAGGGCACAUGAGAGAAGUAAAUGAAACGUCAAAUACUAAACGCUGUUUUUUGCCACAUCAUCCGGUCGAGAAGGAGAGUAGUACGACUACUAAGUUGCGUGUAGUAUUCGACGCCUCGUGUAAAACUACAACUGGUAUUUCAUUAAACGAUGGGUUAUUAACAGGUCCGGUUAUCCAGGAUGAUCUUAGGGCGAUAAUACUCCGCUGUCGAAUGUGUCAGAUCAUGGUCGUGGCUGACGUCGAGAAAAUGUUUCGACAAAUCAACGUAGCAAAGGAAGAUCGCCCACUUCAGUCUAUUCUAUGGAGGAAUUCACCAUCGGAACCAGUAAAGACUUUCGAACUGAACACGGUAACGUACGGUACUAAACCAGCUCCGUUUUUAGCUACUCGUACUCUAAAGCAGUUGGCGUUAGACGAAGCAGAGAGAUAUCCCCUGGCCUCGCGGGUAUUUUCGGAAGAUACAUAUAUGGACGAUGUUGUAUCUGGUGCAGACGAUGCAAACGCAGCACUCAAACUGAGAAUUCAGUUAGAUAAAGCUGCAAAAGCUGGAGGAUUUCGGUUACGAAAAUUCGCAUCAAAUUGUGCAGAAGUCCUGCAAGGGCUUCCACAAGACAGUGUAGCUAUUGAAGAGUCUUCAGAUGGAUCGGAGAUAGAUCCUUCGAUGAAGAUACUUGGGCUCACAUGGAUACCGAAAUCUGAUGUCUUCAAGUACAACUUCAACAUUCCUGAAAUUCCAAAAUCCUCGGUUUUAACAAAACGCAAGGUGCUGUCGGUAAUAGCUACGCUUUUCGAUCCGUUGGGACUUCUUGGUGCUGCAAUAACAACUGCUAAAAUAUUUAUGCAGCAAUUGUGGACGUUAAGGAAUAGCGACGACCAAAGAUUGGACUGGGAUCAGCCAUUGCCUCCAACGGUGGGUGAGGAUUGGCUGAAAUACUACGAACAACUGGUUUCUCUCAACAACAUUCGUAUCAAACGGUGCAACAUAAUCCCAGGAGCCAUCUACAAGGAAAUCCACUGUUUUUCGGACGCUUCGGAGAAGGCGUAUGGUGGCUGCGUCUAUUUGAAAAGCGUUAACCCAAAUGGAGAGGUUGAGAUUUGUUUGUUGUCUGCCAAAUCGAGGGUAUCUCCGCUAGCAAGUCAGUCAAUUCCACGUUUAGAAUUGUGUGGGGCAUUACUAACUGCCGAACUUUUCAAAUUUGUUCAAGAAUCCAUGAAGUUUGAAUGUCCAGUUUACUUCUGGACAGAUUCCACAUGCGUGUGGCGAUGGUUACAGGCUGUUCCAUCUACCUGGACUACUUAUGUGGCAAAUCGAGUUGCCAAAAUACAAAAGCUCACAGAGGGAUGUGAAUGGAGGCAUGUCCCUGGCGUCGACAACCCAUCAGAUCUGAUUUCUCGCGGCAUUCCUCCCGCCGAAAUAGGUAAUUCUCGUUUAUGGUGGGAAGGUCCGUCCUGGUUAGCACUUGAAAAGGAAAACUGGCCAGAACUUCCAGAUAAUCACUUAACGGAGAUUGGCGAAGAGGAAAAGCGCCGAACAACAGUAACAGUAUUGGCCACAAACACUUCCAAGCAUGAGUCAGAUUUCAAUUGUUGGUAUUUUAGUUUGUAUUCGGAUUACACUAAAAUGGUCAGAUGUACGGCUUACUUGUUAAGAUUUAUGAAGCUUUUAAGGUCAAAGCGUCAGGUCAAAUUUCAACCUUUCCUACAAACAGCUGAGAUGGAUGAAGCUGAAAGAGUUUUAGCGAUGUGUGUUCAAAAAGAGUGUUUUGCUGAGGAAUUAAAGGCUCUUUCUAAGGGCGAUUUUGUGUCAAGGCAAUCGAAACUAAGGUGGUUCAAUCCCAAAAUAUCCCCCGAUGGUUUGUUGAGAAUUGGUGGUAGAUUGAGCAAUUCGUCCGAGUCAGAAGCGGCAAAACAUCCGAUAGUCUUACCAGCCCGUCACGAUCUUACUCGACUAAUCCUAGAACACUAUCACGGCCGAUUAUUGCACGCAGGUCCUCAGUUGCUUUUAGCUACGGUUAGGUUAAGGUUUUGGCCUCUGGGUGGAAGAAGCGUAGCUCGUCAGGUUAUUCAAAAAUGUCACACAUGCUUCAAGGCUCGUCCCACACCAAUUCAGCAGUUCAUGGCAGAACUGCCGGCUUCACGCGUAACGGUAUCGCGUGCAUUUUGUAAGACAGGAGUGGAUUAUUUCGGUCCAAUAUACAUCCGCCCGGCUCCUAGACGCCCAGUAGUAAAGGCAUACGUUGCUAUUUUUGUGUGCAUGUCAACUAAAGCAGUACAUCUUGAGCUUGUGUCAGAUCUAUCCACAGAACGGUUCGUACAGGCCUUGCGCAGGUUUGUCGGAAGAAGAGGAAAAUGCUCAGAGAUAUUUUCAGACAACGGUACGAACUUUGUGGGAGCCAGAAAUCAAAUGUCGGAAUUGUUUAGUCUGUUGAAGAGUCAGAAUCAUAGAGAAAAGGUUUACAAGGAAUGUGGUAGCGAUGGAAUCAAGUGGCAUUUCAAUCCCCCUAGUGCCCCACAUUUUGGAGGUUUGUGGGAGGCAGCGGUGCGUUCCGCAAAAAGGCAUAUUUUGAGGGUUAUCGGGGAAAACCCUGUGAGUACGGAAGAUUUCACGACGCUUCUGGUUCAGGUCGAAGCUUGUUUGAAUUCGCGGCCCAUUACACCACUUUCGAACGAUCCUAAUGAUCUAGAACCUUUGACACCGGGUCAUUUUAUAAUCGGAGAGUCCUUACAGUCCAUGCCAGAUAAAUCCUACGAACAAACACCAGAUAACAGGCUUAAUCAAAUGCAGCUGAUGCAGAAAAAUAUUCAUCUGAUUUGGAAUCGGUGGCGUAGAGAAUAUUUAUGUCUACUUCAAGCUAGAACAAAAAGAUGGAAACCCUCUGUGUCUAUUGAUAUUGGUAGUCUAGUCAUCAUUAAGGAUGAAAAUGUUCCUCCCUGUAGAUGGAAAAUGGGCAGAGUUGUUGAGCUUCACCCCGGACAUGAUGGUAUAACCCGGGUUGUUACGCUGAAAACGGAGUCAGGGUUGAAAAAGCGACCGGUUGAAAAGUUGUGUCUGCUACCAAUGCCAGACUCCAGUGAAAAUACAGAUCAGAAUGCGGCUGAAAAACAUAAUGAUUGA